Messenger RNA from Elephantulus edwardii (Cape elephant shrew), 13422 nucleotides. RefSeq names its product dynein, axonemal, heavy chain 11 (gene DNAH11). Gene Ontology annotation, cellular component: dynein complex. The transcript is spliced from 79 exons. Bases 1 to 13422 code for a protein of 4473 amino acids. Lineage: Eukaryota; Metazoa; Chordata; Mammalia; Macroscelidea; Macroscelididae. Gene Ontology annotation, molecular function: dynein intermediate chain binding; minus-end-directed microtubule motor activity; dynein light intermediate chain binding. Gene Ontology annotation, biological process: microtubule-based movement. The record is from RefSeq and is a predicted model, not a curated record.
AUGGCAGGGAAAGCAGAGGCCGGUGGCGCAGAGAUGCGCGCAGGUGAGAGGCUCUUACUGGACAAAGGUAAGUUCCCCCACCCUCCCUGGCCCAGGCCUCAUUUCCCCGAACCCAGAAGCACGUCUUCAGGGUCACCUCCCUCCUCUGUCUGGGCGGUGACCACCGUGCGGUCACUCCGCCUCCUGCACGCUUGGGACGCGGUCCCCUGGGAAACGGACGCGCCACUCCCCCCGGGCCAGCUGGGCGCCGCGAGCCUCGCCCCGGGCGCAGACGCGCGGCUUCGAGCAGUCGCAGGUGGGGCGUGGGGCCGCGCUCGGGGAAGGAGAGGGGCGCCGGCUGCAGUGCUUCCCCUCGGCGGUGGCCCACGAAGCUCGGAGUCUCCGGGACGCCCCAGGACCCCGCGAAGCGCCGGCCUGGAGGAGCCGGGCUCGAUGGAGUUAGAGGAGGAAGAGGAGGAGGAGGAGAGCCGGAGAGCGCGGAGUUUCGUGCAGGACGCGCGGGUGCGCUUCGUCGGCGGCCGCCUGGAGCAGAUGCUGAGGCUCCGGGAGGGGAGAUGGAGUCAGUAUCUGGAGAGCCCAGAGCACCGGCAGGAUCUGGGCGCGUUUCUGGACAGCGCCAGCCCCGACUGCCUUCUGUUCUGCACAGGCGCCGCGGGGCGGCUCGUGGCCUCUCCGGAGAUUCCCGCAAAUACAAAGCAAAAACAUGUUUAUAUUACCAAGAAAAUUACAGAAAGCCCUGGAGUAAAUAAUUUGGCUCAAACUUUUUUAUUUGGAGAAUUACCUGCAUCAUCUCUUGGACAUGUCACUACUUUCCUAGAUGAGAUUUUAGUACCGAUUCUUUCAAACAAGAGCAACCAUAAAUCUUGGUCCUGUUUUAUUUCACAAGAUAUGGAAUGUCACAUAGAAGUCAUGAAAUACAAAAUGCAUAUUUUUAGAGGCAAAAUAGCAGGACGGACUCUUCUACCAAUCCCCACUAUUGCAAGAAAUAUUGACCUGGAUCAGAAUUAUUUAGAAACCAAGCUAGAGGCAAAUGAAAGGCUAAUAUUACAUGCCACUGAAUCUGUGGUUAUUAAGUGGUCACAUCAAAUUCAAGAAAUUGUCGAGAAAGAUUCAGUGCAGCCUUUUCUGAAUGGUCUUCACUUGAAUCCUCAAACUGAGUUAGAUUUUUGGAAAAGGAGAAAAGACAACUUAUCAUGUAUUUAUGAUCAACUCCAGGCUCCUGUUGUCCUCAAAAUGGUUAAGAUCCUGAAAACAAAACAAAGCAGCUAUUUUCCAACUUUGAAAGCCAUUUUCACAACAGUGGAAAAUGCUCUCCAGGAAGCCCAGGACGUGGAGCUUCACCUGAGACCGCUGAGGAAACACAUUCAACGUCUCCAGGAGGCAGAAUUUCCACAGACAAGAAUCUUCAUCACCCCACUGUUUCAUACCAUCUGUCUGAUCUGGAGUCAUUCCACAUUUUAUAACACCCCUGGUCGGAUUAUAGUGUUACUGAAAGAGUUCUGUAAUCUCUUCAUUGACCAGGCAAUAGCUUAUCUUUCACCUGAGGACCUUUUGAAGGGAGAAAUUGAAGAGUCGCUAGAAAAGGUGCAGGUUGCUCUUCGCGUCUUAACGACUUUCAAAAACUCUUUCUUCAACUAUCAGAAGAAACUGGAAUGCUAUUUCACAAGAGACAAAGAGCUAAAGCCAUGGGAUUUCCAGUCUCACUUGGUGUUUUGCAGAUUUGACAAGUUUCUGGAUCGUUUAAUGAAAAUAGAGGACAUAUUUGACACCAUACUGGAAUUUGAAAAGCUGGAACGACUUGAAUUUGGUGGUACCAAGGGAGCAAUUUUAGAUGAACAAGUUUACAAGAUGAGUGAAGAGUUUGUGGAACUUUGUCAAGUUUUUAAACAGAGCACAUAUGACCCAUCUGAUUAUAGUAACAUGGAAUUUGAAGAUGAUUAUAUUGUUUUUAAAUCCAAAAUUCUGGAUUUUGACAGAAGACUUGGAGCAAUUCUUUGUGAAGGAUUCUUUAACUGCAAUGGUUUAGAAGCUUCAUUUAAGCUCUUGACUGUAUUUGGAAAUUUUCUUGAGAAACCUGUUGUCAUGGAAAUUUUUAGCCCGCAUUAUGGCACACUAGUGCACAUGUUUAGUGCAGAAUUGGAUAUGUGUAAGCACUUAUAUAAUGAACACAUGAGACAGAUUGAACAUGGAGAUGCAUUUCUUCACAAGAAUAUGCCAUUUGCCUCCGGAAACAUCAAGUGGGCCAAAGAAGUCCUUGAACGACUUCAGACAUUUUGGUCCAGCUUUGAAUCUCUUCAUUAUCUGUUCUUAGAAAUUCCUGAUGAUGGUCUUCUUUAUCAGAAGUUCGUUGAAAUGACAACUUUGCUUGACCAAUUUGAAAAUCUUGUCUAUAAUGAAUGGAAAAGUAAUGUGGAUGAGAUCUGUGAGUUCAAUUUGAAUCAACCUCUGAUUAAACCAAGUGCCACAGAUGGGCUUCUCAAGGUCAAUUUUGACCCAAAGCUUGUAGCUGUAUUGAGAGAAGUAAAAUAUCUUCUGAGGUUGAAGAAGUCAGACAUACCAGAUUCAGCCUUAGCCAUCUUCAAGAAAAGAAACAUUAUUUUAAAGUACAUUGGAAGUCUUGAACUCCUUGUGCAAGGAUAUAAUAAGCUGAAACAGACACUUCUGGAGGUUGAAUACCCACUGAUUGAAGGUGAACUGAGGGAGGUGGAUGACCAGCUGAAGGAGGCCACGACAUUCCUUACCUGGCAGGAUGACUGCUGGGAUUAUAUUGAGAAGGUAAAGAGGACAGUCACUGAGCUGGAGUGGCGAGUUCAGCAGACCCAAAGCAACAUUAAAGUGAUCCAGCAGAUGAUGAGAGGCUGGGCAGAGUGCACACUCCUUCCCAGGAGGGAGCACAGAAAGGAGACUUACUUCACUUUGGAGGACAAGGGUGAUUUGUUUGCUAAGAAAUACAAAUUAAUCCAGGAAGAUGGCUACAAGAUACAGAACUUGGUGGAGGAAAAUCGAAAACUCUUCAAAGCCGAUCCUGCUCUGGACAUCUGGAAGAUUUAUGUAGAAUUCAUAGAUGACAUCGUGGUGGAAGGCUUUUUUCAAGCUAUAAUGCACGACUUGGAUUUCUUUCUGACAAAUACAGUGAACCAGUUGAAGCCUGCACCAUUUUUUCAAGUUCAGAUGAUCUUAAUGCCCCCCGAGAUUGUGUUCAAGCCAUCUUUAGAAAGAGAGGCUGGCGAUGGAUUCUAUGAUCUGGUGGAAGAAAUGCUAUGCAGUAGUUUCAGGAUGUCUGCUCAGAUGCAGAGAGUAGCAUCCCACCUAGAGAUAGCAAAUUAUCAGACAGAUAUGGAUAACAUGUUAGGCCUGGCAGAGGCAAGGCAAGAGAUAAUGAACAGAGUGGCAGAUGUCAUAAAAAAAGUCUUAGACUUCAGAACCUCUCUGGACGCCUAUGCUUACCUCUGGGUGGAUGAGCGAGCUGAAUUUAUGAAGCAUUUUCUCCUGUAUGGUCACGCUUUAACGUCUGAGGAAACUGAUGCACGUCCAAAUGAAGAAAUCCCUGGGCAACCACCAACUAUCGAGCAAUUCAAAGAACAGAUUGAUAUAUAUGAGGCUCUGUAUGUUCAGAUGAGCAAGUUUGAUGACUUCAGAGUCUUUGAUGGUUGGCUCAAGGUGGACAUGAAGCCUUUCAAAGUGAGCUUGCUGAACAUUAUCAAGAAAUGGAGCUGGCUGUUUCAGGAGCACCUUUUGAGAUUUGUCUCUGACAGUCUGAAUGAGCUACAAGAAUUUAUAAAGGAGACAGAUGCAGGACUUCAAGGAGAGUUAAGUGAAGGGGACCACGAUGGUUUAGUUACGAUCAUGGGGCAUCUUUUGGCUGUGAGGAGCCGACAGAGAACCACUGAUGAACUCUUUGAGCCACUGAAAGAAACUAUCACACUCUUGGAAAGCUAUGGCCAGAAGCUGCCUGAACAAGUCUAUGUUCAGCUGGAGGAAUUGCCUGAAAGGUGGGAAUUUACCAAAAAGACUGCUGCAAUCAUCAGACAUGAAGUUUCACCUCUCCAAAACGUGGAGGUUUCUCUUAUACGGAAGAAAUGCAUUUUGUUUGAUGAAAAACAGGCUGAGUUCAGAGAAAGAUUUAGAUGCUGUGCUCCUCUUGACUUCAAUGCAGAAAACCCAUACUCAAUGCUUGACCAGGUAAAUCAAGAACUCACUGCAUUAGAAGAAGAAAUGUUGCAGAUGCAAGAAUCUACUCGUCUGUUUGAAGUGGCUCUUCCGGAGUACAAACAAAUGAAGCAGUGUCGCAAAGAGAUAAAAUUGCUCAAGGGACUCUGGGAUGUCAUUGUUUAUGUUAGAAGUAGCAUUGAUAAUUGGACUAAAACCCAGUGGAGGCAGAUUAAUGUGGAACAGAUGGAUGGAGAACUCAGAAGGUUUGCCAAGGAAAUUUGGUCACUAGACAAGGAAGUUCGUGUCUGGGAGGCGUAUACAAGCCUUGAAGGGGCAGUAAAGGACCUGGCGACCUCCCUCAGAGCUGUCACAGAGCUACAGAGCCCUGCUCUCAGGGACCGGCAUUGGCACCAGCUAAUGAAGACCAUUGGGGUCACCUUUUCAAUAAACGAAGCCACGAUUCUGGCUGACUUGUUGGCCCUGCAGCUGCACAAAGUGGAAGAUGACGUCCGAAGCAUUGUGGACAAAGCUGUGAAAGAACUGGGCACAGAAAAGGUUAUUACUGAAAUCAGCCAGACCUGGGCAACUCUGGAGUUUUCUUAUGACGUUCACUAUCGGACAGGCAUUCCACUGCUGAAGUCUGAUGAACAACUUUUUGAAAUUCUGGAGAACAAUCAAGUUCAGUUACAGACACUUCUUCAAAGCAAGUUUGUGGAAUAUUUCAUUGAGCAAGUCUUAAAUUGGCAGAAUAAGCUAAACAUAGCAGACACAGUCAUCUUUACAUGGAUGGAAGUCCAGCGAACAUGGUCUCACCUGGAAAGCAUCUUUUCCUGUUCGGAAGAUAUUCGCAUCCAGCUGGGGACAGAUGCUAGAAGAUUUGAUGAGAUUGAUGCUGAAUUUAAGGAAUUAAUGUUCAACACAGCUAAAAUAAAAAAUGUUUUAGAAACAACAUGCAGGCCCAGUCUCUAUGAACAACUUAAAGAUUUGCAGUACAGGCUUUCUCUUUGUGAAAAAGCUCUUACUGAAUACCUGGAAACGAAGCGUGUAGCUUUUCCUCGUUUCUAUUUUAUCUCUUCUGCUGACUUACUUGACAUUCUCUCAAAAGGAGCUCAGCCGAAACAGGUAACACGCCACCUUGCCAAGCUCUUCGACAGCCUCACAGAUCUGCAGUUUGAAGACAACCAGCAUGUUUCUGCGCACAGAGCAGUUGGAAUGCACAGCAAGGAAAAGGAAUAUGUCCCGUUCCAAUCCGAGUGUGAAUGCAUAGGCCAUGUGGAAACCUGGCUUCUACAGCUUGAACAGACCAUGCAGCAAACCGUGCGGCAUUCUAUCACAGACGCCAUAGUCGCCUACGAGGAGAAGCCUAGGGAACUGUGGAUUUUUGAUUUUCCAGCCCAAGUUGCACUGACUAGCUCACAGAUAUGGUGGACGACAGAUGUAGGAAUCGCCUUCAGUAGACUGGAAGAAGGCUAUGAAACUGCCCUCAAGGAUUUCCAUAAAAAACAGAUUUCUCAGUUGAACACACUGAUUGCACUUCUGUUGGGAGACCUUCCACCUGGAGACAGACAAAAGAUCAUGACGAUUUGUACCAUUGAUGUCCAUGCUAGAGAUGUGGUGGCAAAACUUAUUUCUCAGAAGGUUGUUAGUCCUCAGGCUUUUGCUUGGCUGUCUCAACUUCGUCACCAGUGGGAUGACACCCAGAAACACUGCUUUGUUAAUAUUUGUGAUGCUCGGUUCCAGUACUUCUAUGAAUAUUUAGGAAACAGUCCACGGCUGGUCAUCACUCCACUAACUGACAGGUGCUAUAUUACCUUAACUCAGUCACUUCAUCUAAACAUGAGUGGGGCUCCAUCUGGCCCAGCUGGCACGGGGAAAACGGAAACUACUAAAGACCUUGGACGAGCACUGGGCAUGAUGGUGUAUGUCUUCAACUGUUCAGAGCAAAUGGACUACAAAUCCAUAGGAAACAUCUAUAAGGGACUGGUGCAGACUGGAGCUUGGGGCUGCUUUGAUGAGUUCAAUCGCAUUGCUGUGGAGGUCCUGUCAGUGGUGGCAGUUCAAGUAAAAAUGAUCCACGAUGCCAUCCGAAACAAGAAAAAGAGAUUUGUAUUUCUUGGGGAAGCGAUCACACUGAAGCCUUCAGUCGGAAUAUUUAUUACGAUGAACCCAGGAUAUGCUGGUCGCACAGAAUUACCAGAAAAUCUCAAAGCUCUUUUCAGACCCUGUGCUAUGGUGGCCCCUGACAUUGAGCUAAUCUGUGAAAUCAUGCUGGUUGCUGAAGGUUUCGUGGAUGCACGCUCUUUAGCCCGAAAGUACGUCACUCUGUACAGGCUCUGCAGGGAGCUCCUCUCCAAGCAGGAUCAUUAUGACUGGGGACUUCGUGCUAUUAAAUCUGUCUUGGUGGUAGCUGGCUCCCUUAAACGAGGAGAUAAAAAUAGACCUGAAGAUCAGGUCCUUAUGAGAGCAUUGAGGGACUUCAAUAUGCCUAAAAUAGUGACUGACGACAUUCCUGUGUUCCUGGGCCUGGUGGGUGACCUGUUUCCUGCCCUGGACGUGCCCAGGAGGAGGACGCCACACUUUGAACAGAUGGUCAGGCAGUCCACCCUGGAGCUUCGCCUACAGCCCGAGGAGAGCUUCAUCCUCAAAGUGGUGCAGCUUGAGGAACUGUUGGCCAUGCGACACUCUGUCUUUGUUGUUGGCAAUGCAGGCACAGGAAAAAGCAAGAUUCUAAGAACGCUGCACCGAACAUAUGUUAACAUGAAACAGAAACCUGUUUGGAAUGACUUAAACCCUAAAGCUGUGACAACAGAUGAACUCUUUGGUUUCAUACAUCAUGCUACCCGUGAAUGGAAAGAUGGUCUCUUCUCAUUCAUUUUGAGAGAACAAGCAAAUCUGAUGCAUGAGGGACCAAAAUGGAUAGUCCUGGAUGGAGAUAUUGAUCCCAUGUGGAUUGAAUCACUAAACACAGUUAUGGAUGAUAACAAGGUGCUAACCCUGGCCAGCAAUGAACGUGUGGCCCUGACACCCUCAAUGAGGCUUCUGUUUGAAAUUCAUCACCUAAGGACAGCAACCCCGGCUACUGUUUCCAGGGCUGGCAUUCUAUAUGUGAACCCACAAGAUUUGGGCUGGAACCCGUAUGUGGCCAGUUGGAUAGACAGAAGGCGGCAUCAAUCAGAAAAGGCCAACUUAACUAUUCUUUUUGAUAAGUAUGUUCCUGCAUGCUUGGAUAAGCUGAGAACAAGCUUUAAAACCAUCACUUCAAUUUCAGAAAACAGCCUGGUGCAGACUAUUUGCGCUCUUUUGGAAUGCCUGUUAACACCUGAAAACGUCCCCUCCGACAGCCCCAAGGAAAUUUAUGAAGUCUAUUUUGUCUUUGCUUGUAUCUGGGCCUUUGGAGGUACUCUGCUACAAGAUCAGCUUUCUGAUUACCCAGCUGAAUUCAGUCGGUGGUGGCAUAAAGAGAUGAAAGCAGUGAAGUUCCCAUCCCAGGGAACAAUCUUUGAUUAUUACCUGGACCAUAGCACUAAGAAAUUCUUGCCGUGGGCUGAGAAAACCCCCCAACUUACCAUGGAUCCAGAUGUACCUCUGCAGACAGUUCUUGUGCACACCUCAGAGACAACCCGUCUUAAAUAUUUCGUAGAUUUGUUGCUUAAGAAAGGAAAUCCACUGAUGCUAGUAGGAAAUGCUGGUGUGGGAAAAACUGUUUUUGUAGGUGACAUCCUCGCAAGUCUCUCUGAAGAUUAUGUUGUGUCCCGUGUGCCUUUCAACUACUACACAACAUCUGCAGCUCUGCAAAAGACCCUUGAGAAAUCUCUAGAGAAAAAGGCAGGUCGUAACUAUGGUCCAGUUGGAAAUAAAAAGUUGGUCUAUUUCAUUGAUGACAUGAACCUGCCUGAAGUAGACUUCUAUGGCACUGUUCAGCCCCACACUCUGAUUCGACAGCAUAUUGACUAUGGACACUGGUAUGAUCGACAGAAGGUGACACUUAAAGAAAUCCAUGGCUGCCAGUAUGUUGCCUGUAUGAAUCCGCUGGUGGGCAGCUUCACAAUCAAUCCCAGACUGCAGAGACACUUCACGGUGUUUGCAUUCAACUUUCCAUCCUUGGGUGCAUUAAACACCAUCUAUGGCCAGAUCCUUGGUUCCCAUUUCCAGCAGCAAACAUUUAAUCCAUCCAUUCUCAAGAGUGGCCCCACUGUGAUCCGAGCAGCAAUAGCAUUCCAGCAGAUGAUGACUCAUAACUUCCUACCCACCGCCGUCAAAUUCCACUACGUCUUCAAUCUAAGAGACCUGACCAACAUCUUCCAGGGAAUUUUAUUUGCUUCUCCUGAAUGUUUAAAAGUUCCAAAUGAUUUAAUACGCCUGUGGCUUCAUGAAUCAUCCCGUGUUUAUGGAGACAAACUGAUAGACACAAAGGAUUGUGAUUUAUUUCAGAAGAAGAUGCUGGAAAUAGCUUAUAAAUAUUUUGAAGACAUAGACCAUCACAUGCUGAACCAACAGCCCCUUAUUUACUGCCACUUUGCUCAUGGGGGUGCAGAUCCCUGUUACAUGCCAGUGAAGGACUGGGACGUGCUGAAGGCAGUUCUUACAGAAACAUUAGACAACUACAAUGAACUAAAUGCUGCUAUGCAUCUAGUUUUAUUUGAAGAUGCCAUGCAACAUAUUAUUUUGUGUUUCUCUCCGGUUGGUCACACGCUGAGAGUUAGAGCUCGGAAGUUCCCAGCCAUAGUUAACUGCACGGCUAUUGACUGGUUUCAUGAGUGGCCACAGGAGGCUCUGGUCUCAGUCAGCAGGAGGUUCAUUGAAGAAAUCAAGGGAAUCGAGCCACUGAACAGAGAGGCCAUUAGUCUUUUCAUGGCGCAUGUUCACACUAGCGUGAAUGAAAUGAGUACCAGGUAUUACCAGAAUGAAAGAAGACACAACUAUACCACCCCAAAGAGUUUUCUAGAACAAAUAUCACUCUUUAAGAACCUGUUGGAGAAGAAGCAAAAUGAGGUCUCCCAGAAGAGAGAGCACUUGGUGAAUGGGAUCCAGAAGCUAAAAACCACAGCCUCUCAGGUGGAAGAUCUCAAAGCCAGACUGGCUUCCCAAGAAGCUGAGCUCCAACUGCGAAACCUCGAUGCUGAGGCUCUGAUCACAAAGAUAGGGCUCCAGACGGAGAAAGUGAGCCGGGAAAAGGCCAUCGCUGACGCUGAAGAGCAAAAGGUGGCAGCCAUUCAGACAGAAGUGUCCCAGAAGCAGAAAGAGUGUGAGGCUGACUUACUGAAGGCAGAGCCUGCGCUGGUGGCAGCCACAGAUGCCUUGGACACACUCAACAGGGUCAACCUGACUGAGUUGAAAGCCUUUCCCAACCCGCCGAACGCGGUUACCAAUGUCACUGCGGCUGUGAUGGUACUUCUGGCUCCCAGGGGCAGAGUGCCCAAAGACCGAAGCUGGAAGGCAGCUAAAAUCUUCAUGGGAAAGGUUGAUGAUUUUUUGCAAGCAUUAAUUAACUAUGACAAAGAACACAUUCCGGAGAACUGUCUAAAAGUGGUGAAUGAACAGUAUUUGAAAAACCCAGAAUUCAAUCCAAAUCUGAUUCGGACCAAAUCUUUUGCAGCUGCUGGUCUCUGUGCCUGGGUCAUCAACAUCAUUAAAUUCUAUGAGGUCUACUGUGAUGUAGAGCCAAAACGUCAAGCUUUAGCCCACACCAACUUAGAACUGGCUGCUGCUACUGAAAAACUUGAGGCCAUCAGGAAAAAGCUUGUGGAUCUGGAUCGCAAUUUGAGCAAACUCACAGCUUCAUUUGAAAAAGCAAUAGCUGAGAAAGUCCGAUGUCAAGAAGAGGUGAACCAAACCAACAAAACCAUUCAACUAGCUAACAAAUUGGUCAAGGAACUUGAGUCAGAAAAGAUUCGCUGGAGCCAGUCUAUUGAAUCCUUUGAGACCCAAGAGAAGACGCUCUGUGGAGAUGUUCUCCUCACAGCAGCUUUUGUGUCUUACGUUGGAUCAUUCACAAAACAGUAUCGCGAGGAACUAGUAAACUGCAAGUGGAUUCCCUUUCUUCAGCAAAAGGUUUCCAUUCCAAUAACUGAACACCUGGAUGUCAUUGCCAUGCUGACGGAUGAUGCUACGAUUGCUGGCUGGAAUAACGAAGGGCUGCCCAGCGACAGAAUGUCCACAGAAAACGCCGCCAUCCUGACACACUGCGAGCGCUGGCCCCUAAUGAUAGAUCCACAGCAACAGGGAAUUAAAUGGAUCAAGAAUAAGUAUGGAGCUGAGCUUAAAGUCACGCAUAUGGGCCAAAAAGGGUUUCUGAAUGCCAUUGAAACAGCCUUGGCCUUUGGAGACGUCGUUUUACUUGAAAACCUGGAUGAGGUGAUAGAUCCUGUCCUUGAUCCGUUGCUUGGCAGGAACACAAUUAAAAAAGGAAAGUAUAUCAGAAUUGGAGACAAGGAAUGUGAAUUUAACAAGAACUUUCAUCUUAUCCUUCAUACAAAAUUGGCAAAUCCUCACUAUAAGCCAGAAUUACAAGCUCAGACAACCCUCCUCAAUUUCACCGUCACAGAAGAUGGUCUGGAGGCUCAGCUGUUGGCAGAGGUGGUCAGUAUUGAAAGGCCAGAUUUGGAGAACCUUAAGCUGAUGUUGACAAAGCACCAAAAUGACUGUAAGAUUGAGCUGAAGCACCUGGAGGAUGACCUCCUCCUGCGCCUGUCCGCGGCUGAGGGGAGCUUUCUAGAUGACACCGAGUUGGUGGAGAGGCUGGAGACCACCAAAGCCACCGCUGCAGAGAUAUCACGGAAGGUGACUGAAGCCAAAGAAAAUGAAAUGAAAAUCAACGAAGCCAGAGAAUGUUACAGACCAGUGGCAGCAAGAGCAUCUCUUCUGUACUUUGUUAUUAAUGGCCUCAGGAAUAUCAACCCCAUUUAUCAAUUCUCCUUGAAGGCUUUCAACACACUGUUCCUCAGAGCGAUUGAGCAGGCUGACAAGGUGGAGGACCCGCGGGAGCGCAUCUCCAGCCUAAUGGAGAGCAUCACGCAGAGCGCCUUCCUCUACACCAGCCAGGCGCUGUUUGAGAAAGACAAGCUCACCUUCUUGUCCCACAUGGCUUUUCAGAUUUUGUUGAGGAAGAAAGAGAUAGAUCCACUUGAAUUGGAUUUCCUGUUACGAUUCACAGUAGAACACUCUUACCUGAGUCCUGUUGACUUUCUAACUACUCAGUCAUGGAGUGCUAUUAAGGCAGUUGCCCUCAUGGAAGAAUUUCGAGGCAUCGACCGAGAUGUGGAAGGAUCUGCCAAACAGUGGAAGAAGUGGGUAGAAUCCGAGUGUCCAGAAAAAGAAAAGUUACCACAAGAAUGGAAAAAGAAAAGCCUGAUACAGAAGCUUAUUAUUUUACGAGCUGUGCGCCCUGACAGAAUGACAUAUGCUCUCAGGAAUUUUGUGGAGGAAAAACUGGGUGCAAAGUAUGUUGAGGGGACCAGAUUGGAUUUAGCAAGAGCAUUGGAAGAAAGCAGCCCCGGCACCCCAGUGUUCUUCAUCUUGUCUCCAGGAGUAGAUGCCCUUAAAGACCUGGAGGGCCUCGGCAAAAAACUCGGGUUUACAAUUGACUCGGGCAAAUUCCACAAUGUGUCUUUAGGACAAGGACAGGAGAUGGUGGCAGAGAUGGCCCUGGAGAAAGCUUCCCGAGGAGGGCACUGGGUCAUACUCCAAAAUGUCCACCUGGUAGCCAAGUGGCUAGGAACCUUGGAGAAACUCCUUGAAAGAUUCAGCCAAGGAAGCCACGAGGAUUAUAGGGUGUUCAUGAGUGCUGAGUCGGCACCCACCCCAAGUGAGCAUCUUAUCCCCCAGGGGCUCCUGGAAAAUUCCAUUAAAAUCACCAAUGAACCUCCCACAGGAAUGCAGGCCAAUUUGCAUGCUGCCCUCUACAACUUUGAUCAGGACACACUGGAAAUAUGCUCCAAGGAGCAGGAGUUUAAGAGCAUUCUCUUUUCUCUGUGCUACUUCCACGCCUGUGUUGCUGGGAGACUGCGGUUUGGCCCCCAGGGCUGGAGCCGCCACUAUCCCUUCAAUCCUGGAGACCUCACCAUCUGUGCCAACGUCCUCUACAACUAUUUAGAGGCAAACCCUAACGUUCCAUGGGAAGACCUCCGCUAUCUCUUUGGCGAGAUCAUGUACGGGGGCCACAUCACAGAUGACUGGGAUCGCAGGCUCUGCCGAGUUUAUUUAGAGGAAUUCAUGAAUCCAGCUCUGAUUGAAGAUGAGCUUAUGCUGGCACCAGGAUUUGCAGCUCCACCCAAUCUGGAUUAUUCAGGCUACCACCAGUACGUAGAGGAGAUGCUUCCUCCAGAAAGCCCAGCACUGUAUGGACUCCACCCUAAUGCUGAAAUAGAAUUCCUGACAGUGACUUCCAACAUUCUCUUCAGAACCUUGCUGGAAAUGCAGCCCAGGAAUGCACUCAGCAGUGAGGAAUUGGGACAGUCUACAGAAGACAAGGUUAAGAAUAUCUUGGAUGACAUUUUAGAAAGACUUCCAGACGAAUUCAACAUUGUAGAGGUAAUGCAAAAAACCUGUGACCGGAGUCCUUAUGUUCUUGUCUGCUUCCAAGAAUGUGAGAGGAUGAAUAUUCUCCUUCAAGAAAUCCGUGGGUCCCUUCAACAAUUAGACCUUGGUUUAAAGGGGGAGCUCACGUUGUCUCCUGAUAUGGAAGCCCAGCAGUCUGCACUGAGUUAUGACACGGUACCAGCCGCAUGGGCCAAGUUGGCAUAUCCAUCGACUUACGGCCUGGCCCAGUGGUUUAAUGACCUCCUCUUGCGAUGCCGAGAACUGGAUACCUGGACACACGACCUUGUCCUCCCAGCCGUGGUGUGGCUCUCUGGCUUCUUCAACCCACAAUCCUUCUUAACAGCAAUCAUGCAGACCAUGGCACGAAAAAAUGAAUGGCCUUUGGAUAAAAUGUGCUUGACGGUCGAUGUUACAAAAAAGACUAAGGAAGAUUUUGGCCAUCCCCCCAGAGAAGGGGCAUACCUCCAUGGGCUCCUCCUGGAAGGUGCCAGGUGGGAUGCGCAGUCUGGAACCAUUGCUGAAGCCCGCCUCAAAGAGCUGACGUCCGCGAUGCCGGUCAUCUUUGCAAAAGCCACACUCCUGGACAGACAAGAAACCAAACACACAUACGAGUGUCCCGUGUACAGAACCAAAGUGAGGGGUCCCAACUAUGUCUGGACUUUCAGGUUAAAGAGCAAGGAGAGGGCGGCAAAAUGGGUUCUGGCGGGUGUGGCUCUGCUGCUGGAGGUGUAG